Messenger RNA from Orbicella faveolata, 2331 nucleotides. RefSeq lists its product as uncharacterized. NCBI's taxonomy places the organism in Eukaryota, Metazoa, Cnidaria, Anthozoa, Scleractinia, Merulinidae. The record is from RefSeq and is a predicted model, not a curated record.
GAAAUAUGCCAAAAGAAAAAAUAGCAAAAACAAAACAAAAAAAGAAACUACUUGAGUUAAUUAAAAUCACUUAAACUUGUCUUAAGGUCUUUCUGCUCGACAGAGCAUACAUGCCUUGAGUAGCACGUCACGCUCCAGUGAACACCGUGAUUUAUUAAUGAACAGGUCGUGAGCCUCUAUUCUUAAUCCAUUUCCUUUUGUUUUGCUUCCCAUUGUGGUGGUGCUGUCGAAGUAAUCGAAUUCGAAAUCUCCUUGUACUUUGUAGCGUGAAAACCGUGGUGUUUGUGGUUAAAUCGUUUUGGGCCGAGGAGCACGUCAGGUUUGAAUCAAAGAAUCAAAGCCAGGCUACGUGGUUCAUUUAAAAAUGACCGAUUUGGCGGGCAAAACGCCCGGCGGUGUUAAACUUGCCAUCGGUGAGAGAGAAAUGGGCGAGGGUUUAGAAUCCUGCGAGAAGAACUUCGAAGAGUUUGACUUUAAAUGUGGGCAAGCUCCCGCGGCAGAAUCACUUCUAAGGGAAACUAUAAGUCAACUUGAAACGGCUUUACGCGAAUCGACGAAAUUACUGUCACAACGCGACAAUGAAAUUAACUCUUUGCGAAACGAUCUCGGCCUAUGCCGAGGGGACCGGGAAAACAACAUUAGCGCAACUCUGGAAGAGGAAGUCAAAAAAUCUCAGAUGCGGGUUAUCGAUCUUGAAAAGGUUAUACAGCAGCUUCAACAAGACAUCGCCAUGUACAAAGCUGAACGGGAAACCCUGGCAGCAAAGGAACAAGAACACGAAGGGGGUGUCGCCGGCCAAACUUGUUAUUGUGGAUCGCUGUGUGGUGCCAUGAAAGAAAUGGUAGAAUUAAAGAAAAAAUUGCAGGUAACGGAGCAAAAGUACAGCAAUCUCAAACGCGCUUUCAAGAGCUUAGAACGAAGUAAGGUCAGGGUUGGGGUCGCGCAUCGAGACAGUCCCUGUACUAUUAGUUAAAUGGACAAAAUUGAGAAAACAAACAUGCCAUAUAUUACAUGACUUAAUACACUGUGAUAACAAAGCGAUGUUUUUAAUGUUAACCUCUUGUUAAAGACAAUGGGAGGGCCAUAAAGAGAGUUUUCACUCAAUGGCUCUAUUAUAUAUCUCAAAGGUUAGAUUGUAACCUCAGGGGCGUGCUAACGUAUUAAUACGGCCUGUUUCACAACUAGCACCUCCGCGCGGGUCUUUGGUUGUUUAUGGCGGGAAAAGGUGACACAAGCGGAACCUCUGGUGGGCCUGUGAACGCUCGCCACCUGCCGUGCACAAGCAGUAGUUAAUCAAAGAUAGCUUUUGUAGCAAUAGUAACCUUCAUAUCACACUCAGAUAAUACCAAAUUGUAACAAAGUUGUUGAAAGCGUCCAUAAGAGAUUUUGUUUUUCCUUCAUGAGGAAAUUAAGCCAGCGAUAAUGACCGGAAGGUGAUAAGGAAAUACGAAAACAUUUGUAACCGAGAUAUCUGAAGGCAAUGUUAUUCAAGAUCGAUAAAUACCAAGUGUCAUUAACUAAAUCGACAGCAAACACAGGUUGUUUAUUUUUUAUCAAUAUCUAUGAAUCAAAGUCUAUAAUCAAAUUGCAACGAUAAGUGGUAUGAGUGUGUUAUAGUUUAAUGUAUAUAACUGAUUAUCAAUUAAGAGAAAAAAUAUUUUUCUCUCGAUAAUCAUGAAUUCUUGCAAAGUCGAGGAGCCAUAUUUAAUUGCAUAAUUGCUUACUUAAAAUAGAAAAACAAAACAACUUGGCAUUCUGUUCUUUAAACCGCUCUUUUAUGAAGUAAAAGAUAUUAUAGUCAAAUAGUGUUAGACCCAAAGCAGCAUAUUAAGCUCUAGUUAUGCAAGAGUUCAAUUUUUUACAGUCAGUUGUCAGUAUUGGAUCUGGUUCUAUAAAUAGCUUGUGAACGGGUAUAAGCGAAACGAGAUGUUUCAUCCAUGCAUGACAAAGGCCUAUAGCCAAAUCCCGGACGAGACUUUUAUUCGAAGAAUAAAUAAAUACAACCACCAUCAAUUAAAUACACUUACUAGCUGCAUAUACGUGGUGGAUAUUUAUGAGUUAUCACAACUCAAAUAUCGCAUUAAAUGAGCCUCAAAUUUCACCAUUGGACAAAAGGCCUGUUAUUUUUUUCUUUGACAAGGUCUUCAAUUCAUUCAGGAACGCGUAUUACAAACAAACAACACGAGUCUUAGCGUUCAUACAACAUAUACACUAGCUAUGGAGUUAAAGAAAACCACGACGGCAACUGUAACGGGAAUUAACGUCCAGCGCUAAACAAAAGAUUUAAUGCGCAGGACAAUGGCUGUGCACGUGCGUUAUAAUUCUUGGUAC